AUGAUAGGCCCGACCGACACCCCCCCCGCCGUCGAGGAGUGCGACAGCACCGUCUCGGGCCUGUUCUUCGACGGCGCGGACUCCAUCCUCCUGACGGGCUCGGGCACCACCAGGACCGUGACGCAGGACGGCAGCCGCAUGCAGGUCGGCGGCCACUACCGGGUGUGCCUGGACUACGACGGUGACUUCGAGAGCACGAUCGGGGGCAGCAAGAUCGAGCUCACGUACGGGUGGACUGGCUUCCGGGUCUUCGUGUCCCCUGUCACCGCGGUGACCCCGCAGCGGCUGUCCCCCGCCGCGUCGCAGACCAUAGCCCUCUCCUGCGACUACGGGGGGUGCGCCACUGCGACCACGGGCUACCUGACCCGGGUGGGCUGCGACGACGCCGACUUCGACGGGGUCGUCGCCGCCAGCGGCGACCUGCGCACGGCCAGCGAGGCCAUCCUGCCUGCCGCCCCGUGGUCCCUGACGCUCGACUGCAGCUCGCUGGCCGUCGGGGGCCUCUACACGCUGUGCAUCGACACCGACGGCAUCUCCACGGACGUCGCGUUCGGCGACACCGGCUUCCAGUUCUACAUCGCAGGCACCAUGAGCCUCGUCGGGUGGACCACCGUGGCCCCCGCGGCCGCCCAGGAGGUCCUCUUCGAGUGCCCGAGCUGCUCCAACGCCACGACGUCCUACCUGUCCACGGCCUGCGACCCGACGAACUACGACGGCUCCGUGGCGGCCUCCGGGGCCGCCGGCACCGCGUCCACGCCGCUCGUCGCGGACACCGCCUCCGGCACGCUGUGGAAGCUGGCGAUCGACGCGUCUGCCCUCACGGCGGGGGCGCACUACAGCCUGUGCGUGGACCUGGACGGCGCCGGGCUCACCACGCCGUCGGGGGACGCCGACCUGAGGGUGUACGUCUCGGACGUGGAGGCCGCCGGCGACGGCGUCGUGUUCCCCGCCGCGACGCAGGCCGUCGGCCUGGCGUGUGCGGAUGGAUGCUCCGACAGCUCCCUGGCCUUCCUGGGGACCUCCUGCGACUCUGAUGCGAGUGGUGCCGUCGCUGACGGCGGGGCCGGGAGCACCGCGUCGGCCGCCCUCAGUGGCAGCGACGGCGCCUGGACAGCGACCUUCGACGCGAGCUCCCUCACUCCAGGGUCGUAUUACUUGCUGUGCGCCGACCUGGACGGGGACGGUGCGGUGUUCACGUACGGAGAGGCGCUGGAGGUGUACGUGUCCGGCGUGGCCGCCGUGACGACGGCCACCAUUUUUCUGGACGUUGCGCAGGCCGUCAGCUUGACCUGCCAGGAUUGCACCGCCCAGACUGAGGGCUACCUGGCGACGGCCUGCGACACCGCCAACCUCAACGCGAGCGUUGCGGCGGCCUUCCCGGCCCACACUGCCUCCGUGGCCCUCAGUGGCACGGCGCCCAGCUGGUCGCUGGAGGUGGAUGCCAGUGGCCUGGGCGGUGGGCGGCUCUACCGCGUGUGCGUGGACCUGGACGGCACCGCGGUGUCGCUGCGCAUGGGCCUCUCGGGGUUCCAGGUGUACGCAAGUGGCGUGCUCGGCGUCGUUGGCGGCGCCUCGGUGCAGCAGGCCGCGGCGCAGGCCGUGCUGCUCGAGUGCGCAGCCACGGGCGGGUGCCUCUCGGCGGUGUCGGCGGCUUACCUGUCCACGAGCUGCGACACGUCCCUUGCCAGCGGCUCCGUUCUCACGAGCGAUGAGAACUACACCACGAGUGCUGUCUUCGAGAACACCUCGGUAGACUUGGUGUUCCAGGUAAGCUUCAACGCGUCGAGGCUGGGCCUGGGUAGGUUCUACAGGCUCUGCGUGGACAUAGACGGCACGGGGCCUGAACCCAUGGGCGACACGCUGUUCGAGGUCUACGUGUCCCCUGUGGUGGCUGGGCACCCGCGCGGUGACGGUCCAGUGGCGGCCUUGAGGAGAGAGGCUGGCCAGAUGCUGACCAUCCAGUGUCCCAGCGGCUGCUCAAACGAGUCCGAGGGCUUUCUGGCCGACAGUUGCAGUAACUCCACGGUCACUGUCAGCAGCCCUCCCGGUGAGCUCUCAGGCGGUCCCGUCUUUUGGGAGCUGCCAGUGGACGCGUCGGGAUUGGCCGUCGGCGAGCGCUACCAACUCUGCCUGGACUUGGAUGGCGCGGCGGGGGCACAGUUCUACUCGGGCGCGUCGCUGGCACGGGGCAUCUACAUCACCGGGGUCGAAGCCACCUCGCCUCCAGCCAUCUCGAGACAGCCUGGACAGGUGGUGUCUGCGUCAUGUGCGCAGGGCUGCUCCAGCAGCUCUGUCGCCUACCUCUCGGAAAACUGCCUGAUCGGCUUUGCGACCGCCGCGACGCCCUUCGCGGCAGCUGGCGCGGAGUGGACGCUUGUUUUCGACGCCACACAGCUCACGCUGGGCAUGGUCUACCGUCUCUGCACAGACCUCGACGGAGAGGCGAACGACGCGCUGCCCGCAGGGGACUCGGGGUUGACGGUGUACAUCAGCGGCAUAUCUUCGGUGCUCGAGCGCUCGGCAGCUAUGCCAGGGGCCAGCAGCGUGGGGUUUGCGUGCGCAUCUGGUUGCUCCUGCAUUUCCACGGUGUACCUCACCACGGGAGGCGCCUGCGACGAUUGGAUCUCCAACGGGGUAUCUCCGGCGGGCGCGAACCGCACGGCCGCUGUGCCACUAAGAAAGCGCGACGGCUCCUGGUCUGCCCAGAUUCAGCUAGACGACGCGCUGCAUCCGCUUGGAGUGCGUUACCGGGUCUGCGCAGACUUGGAUGGCCACUUGUCCUCGCUCGCGUUCGGCGACACUGGCCUUACGGUGUACGCCUCGCCAAUCCUGGCCGCCCGAUCAGGGUACCGGCCUUUGCAGCGCGCCUGGUCGCUCGCGGCCAUGGAGCGGCAGCAGCUGAUCCUGACGUGCCCCGCUUGCGACGUGAACAAGACGCAGGCCUACCUGGCCGACGCCUGCAAUGCCACGGCUCCGACGGAGGCCGCCGCAAACACGACCCUGCCCGCCUCGCUCGAGCCAGGCCCCGGGGCCGACGAGUGGCAGGUCGUGCUCGACGCGACGAGCCUAGCUCCGGGCCUCCUGUACGAGGUGUGCGUGGACCUGGACGGGCAGGACGGGGACGAGUACCAGAAUGACGGCUCAGGCGUCGAGGCGUACGUGUCCCCCAUCCUCGCGCUCCGGCGCCACGCGGUGGAGCGUCGUGGCGGGCAGCAGCUGUCCGUCCACUGCUUGGCGUGCUUGCCCGCCACCACCGUGCACCUCGCGGUUCUCUGCGACGGCUCCGUGCCGGCGGGCGAGGGCCGCAGUGCGGCCGCCGCGCUGCUGCCGAGCGACUCGGCCGAUGUCUGGGACGCCGAGGUGGACGCGAGCGGACUGCGCCUCGGCGAGACGUACAGGCUCUGCGUCAACCUUCUCGGCGAGGGCUCGUUGGCGUCGCCGCUGGGCGACACUGGGCUGACUGUCUACGUCACGGCGUUGGCAGCCAUGACCGGGGGGGCGGUGAAGCAGGGCGACGGCCAGGCGCACCUGCGACUCGUGUGCUCCUCCGCGGACAGCUGCGGCUCCGAGGCGCUGGGCUACCUGGCGACCGCCUGCGACCCCGAGCGCCCCAGCGCCGCGCCGCCAGCCGUGGCGGAGACGCUGCCCGGGCUGCUGCAGACGGUCGGCGGACACCUGGAGGACCGCACGCUGAGCUUGGACACGAAUGGCCUCGACCGGGGCCGCUACUACACCCUCUGCACGGACCUGGACGGCACCGAGAUCCCCGGCGGCGGCCUGGCAGCGGGGGACUCCGGCCUCUCGGUGUACCUGUCGCCUGUGGACGCGGGUGGCCCAGAGACCAUCAUCCCGAACGGCUCGUACCUCGAGGUGCUGCUGAGGGGCUGCGACCCGACGGGCGUCGCCGUCUGCAGCAACGCCUCCACCGCGUUCCUGGCGGCGAGCUGCCGGCACCCCUUCGGCGGGGAGGCCCCGGCCGGGCAGCCGGUGGUGCUGGAUGACGCCCAGCUCCUCUGGCUGCCCAUACCCAACUCCUCCGAGCUCGACUACUUUGCGUACUACAGGCUCUGCCUGGAUGUGGACGGCGACGACGGGCCUCUCAUGGUCGGCGACACCGGCCACUCCAUCUACGUUUCGGGCCUUGCGGCGCACAGCUCGACCAUCGUGCCGUCAGUGAGCACGCAGUUCCGUGUUCCUUGCCCAGGCUGCACGUCCUCCAAUGGCAGCGAAGCAGUACUUCGUUUGGCCAUGAGCUGCGACCCCGAGAGAAGCGGGCCCUCGACGGCCGAGGGGCAGUUUGCUACAGCGUCGGCGGCGAUCAUUCUGAACGGCAGCGACUGGGUCGUGGAGCUGAACACCCUGGACCUGCGCGUGGGGGCGACGUAUCGCGCUUGCGCCGACGGGGAUGGCGGAGGCCCCCUGCACGAAGGCGACGCGGGCUGGACCGUUUACGUCUCGAACGUGGUCCUGCACACUGGCACCGUGUUCGCGGGCGCGAAGCGACGCGGGCUGGUCCUCUCUUGCGUGGAUGCCGAUGCCUGCUCGGAGUGGUCGGAGGCUCGCCUGGCCUCGACCUGUGGCAGCGGAGAAGGGGGCGACGCUGGGCGCUUCGCAACGCUGGGGCCAGACACAUGGAUUGCCUGGGUCUCCAUCCUCGGCUUGGACGCGGGAAUGUUUUACAGGCUGUGUACCGACUUGGACGGCCCUGGUGCAGACCUGCCGUUCGGUGACUCGGGCUUCCAGGCAUACAUAUCGCCCGUGAUGAGCACGUCACAGGUUUCCUUCCGCCCCCUCGGCGGCGCCAGGAGCAACUUCACGCUCACGUGUGCCAGCGGCGCGUGGUGCUCGAACAUGAGCUUUGGACUUCUCGCGGAGACGUGCGCGAACACCUCCUCCAACGCCACGCUGCCCAGUGAGUUCGAGUCGUCAGGAGGUGCUUCGACUUUCACCCUGUCGCUCGACGCAAGCGCGCUUUCGGUGGGGGCCACGUACAGGCUCUGCGUCGACGCCGACGGUCAAGGAGACGCCGCGGCGCUGGGGGACUCGGGGCACUCCGUGUUUGCUACCUCUAUCGCGGCCCUCGCGCCUGGCACAGUCGACCUCGGGUCUUCCCAGGCGGUCAACCUCGCCUGCGACGGCGCCUGCGGGGUCCAGGCGGCGUACCUGGCCGUGGCCUGCGGCGCGGCCCCGCCGCCCGAGAGCUCGGCCAGCACGGCGCCGGGGAGCUCGGCGGGCGCCGGCUCCGGGGAGAACCUGACGCUGGUGUUCGACACCUCGGGCAUCCUCCCGGGGCGCUUCCUGGCGCUCUGCGUCGACCACGGGGGCGGCUACGGCGACACGGGGCUGAGGGUCUACGUGGCCCCCGUCACGGCGGUCGCGCCGCGGCAGGUGCGGGCCGUGCCGGGCCAGGUCCUCGACUUGGCGUGCCGGAUGUGCUCGGUCUACCACGAGCGCGAGCCCGUCCGGCUCGUGGGCGCGAGCCACAGCGAGGGGCGCCUGGAGGUCUACCACGACGGCCAGUGGGGCACCGUCUGCGACGUCAAUUUCACGGACGCCUCGGCUGCGGUGGUCUGCAGGCAGCUGGGCUUCACGGGGGGAGUCGCGCUAGACAACGGCUCAGUCCCAGCCGGCAGCGGCCCGAUCUGGCUGCACGGUGUCGACUGCGCAGGCUCGGAGAGCGCGCUGAGCCAGUGCAGUCACGAAGGCUGGGGCGUCAUCGACCACCUGAGCAACGGCACCUGCAGUCACUCUGAGGACGUCGGCGUUCAGUGCAGCCCGGAGCUGGCAGAGGACGAGGCUUGCUGCAGCCAGGACACGGAGGUCUUCCUCGCCAGGGAGGACGCGGGCUGCGCCUCGCUCGUGCAGAGCGAGAGGUCACAUGCUGUGAACAUCGUGGGCGCAGGGGACGCCUGGUCCGCGGUGCUGGACGCAGCUGGCCUCGUCAUCGGCGCGCACUACGCGGUGUGCGUGGACCUGGACGGGGCGUCGGGGCCUCGCAGUGCAGGCGAGGUGGGCACCGUCUACAUCACCCCCGCUGCGGAGCGGUUCGUCGCGCCGGUGCGGCCCCGCGCGGGGCAGGCGUUGCUGGUAACCUGCGACGGUGCUUGCUCCAACGCCUCACAGGCAUACUUGGCGACAUCGUGCAGCGGCCUCGUGGCACAGACGGCGAGCUCCCGGGUGUUCUCGGCGGGCGAGGCCUGGGCUGCAGACCUGAACGCGAGCGCCCUGGAGCUCGGCGGGUACUACCUGGUCUGCCUCGACAUCGAUGGUGAUGGGCUCUCCCUCAGGCCAGGCGACUCUGGCAUGCAGGCCUACAUCCACGACGUCUCCAGCGCGGGGGCCGUGGUGUACGCACCAACGAUUGCCGGUAGCAUCAGCAGCAGUAGCAAUACCAGCAGCAGCAAUAGAAGCACGAAUCGGACAUUUGAGGUGAAUUGCCCUAGGUGCACUGAGGCCACGGAGGUGUACCUCUCUGCCGCCUGCGGCCCCUCCCAGGGGGUCUCCAGCCCGCGGGCAGCGCUGUCUGCCGGUGCCACGGCCUCGGGCUGGCUCGCGGAGGUGGACGCCAGCGCCCUGGAGGCUGGCCGCCACUACCGCCUCUGCGUGGACCCCGACGGCGGUGACGGCAAUGCCACGGGCUCGAUGCCUGCGGGCCCGACGGGGCUCGAGGUCUAUGUCUCCGGGGUGUCUGCCGCGGCGCCCGCGGGCGGCGAGAGGGUGGCACGCGCCAGGCCCGACCAGCUGCUCAGCAUGGUGUGCGGCGCGGGCUGCUUUCAGUACUCCGAGGGCUACCUUGCCGUCGCCUCGUGCGACGCGCCAGCCACCGUCCCCCAGCAGUUCGGCUGGACGGGCUCGGAGUGGACGCUCGAGCAGGACACCUCUGGCCUGCAGGCCGGCGGCAGGUACCUCCUGUGCACCGACUUGGACGGCGCUCUGGGCUACGGCCUCCGCGGCGGAGACUGCGGGAUCACUGUGUACAUCGCCGAGGUGUACCAGACCGCGCCUCUGGCAUUGCUGCCGCUGGCCAAUCAGACGCUCGAGCCACUCCUGUGCUCCGCCUGCUCCAGCGCAUCCCUGGCGUACCUCGCCGAGGAGUGCGCGAACGGCACGUCCGUGGAGCAGUUAGCCUCUCUGGGCGAGCCGAGCUCGAGCUUGUCUGCCCUCACGCCGUCCACGGGCUGGUGGCUGCUGACCCUGGACGCCGAGAACCUCACUCUGGGCGCCCACUACAGGCUCUGCGUCGACGUGGACGGGCUCAACGAGACCUUGGCUGUGGGAGACACUGGCCUCUCCACGUAUGUGUCCCCUCUGGCCGCGGUGCCCAGGCCGUUCCUCACGCAGGGCUCCGCCUCCGAUGAGCUCUGGCCGCUGCCAUGCCCGCUAGGCCCCUCCGACGCGCAGGGCUACCUGGCCACCUCGUGCGACGCCGGGCUGCCCGUCGACGGCGCCGCCCGCACCUCCUCCGCGCCGCUGCGGAGCGCCGUCGCCGGCGAGUGCGCGCUCAGCCUGGACACGUCGGGCCUGCUGCACGGGGUGCACUACAGCCUGUGCGUCGUGGCGGGCGGCGGCCUCGCCGCGGGCAGGCGGCUGGCGACGUCGCCCACGCCUGGCGACACGGGGAUCCAGGCCUUCGUCCCGCCAUUCCUGAGCAUCCAGUCCGCCCGCGGCCACAGCACCAUCCUGCGCACGGGCGCCGAGCGGGUCUCGGCGGCGUGCCCCUCGUGCAGCGCGGCAACGGAGGCGUGGCUCGCCACGGCGUGCGUGGGCCCGCCGCCGGACGGCGGCCCCGUCGCGCUGACGCCGAGCUCGAGCACGCUGCUGUGGGAGGCGGUGUUCGACGCCACUGGCCUGGAGAUCGGGCGGGAGUAUUCGAUCUGCGUGGACCUGGACGGCGCGAGCAGGGGCGGGUUCAGCCCAGGGGACACAGGCUUCUCCGUGCUCGUUGGAGCGGUCAGCUCGCUCGACGUUUCCAGCAUCAGGCCCGGCUUCACAGAGGUCGUCGUGGACUGCCCUAACUGCUCGAGCAACUCGACAGGGUACCUGGCAGCGGCCUGCGCCACGGCCAACGUGGACGUCGCCACCGCGGGCUCGCUGACCGCCGCGCGCUUCAUGUCGGGCGCCGGUCCGGCCUGGUCGCUGAUGCUGGACCUGACAGGGCUGGAGUACUGGCGCCACUACGAUCUCUGCGUGGACCUCGACGGGCCAGGACUUGAGUUCGACUCCUUCUUCAGCGGCCAGGUCGUGUUCGUCUCCGGCGUCACGGGCUUCUCGGGGGUCAACACAGUCGUGUAUGGCCCGUCGCAGCCGAUCCUGCUGGACUGCGGCACCUGCACCGCCGCCUCGCAGGCGUACCUCGCGACGUCCUGCGACGAUGCGGAGGCGAGGCUCACCGCCGAGGCCUCCCUGCUCGAGGACGGGGCGUCUUGGAAGUUGCUGGUGGACUCCAGGGAGAUCGAGCCUGGGAGGCUGUACAGCUUGUGCUUCCGGCAGUACGGGAACUGUGGGCCCGAGUACACCGCGAAUUCAACGACGACGCUGACCUCCAUCACGGAGACGUCCACCAUGUCGUCCUCUAUGACGGCUACAACCGACACGUUGUCGUCCACCACGGAGACUUCGAGCACGGAUACCUCCAGUACAACCACAACAAGCAGCGUCACGGAGAGCACCAUGACGAGCACCGCUACAAGUAGCACGGGAUCUUCGUCGGUCACAAGCACGUCUCAGACUUCUUCCAUCACGUCCGUCUCACUCACGGGCACAUCUUCGUCGGUUACGCGGUCCACCACAUCCAGGUCCACCACAUCCCCUGUCUCAGUAACGCAGACAUCGGUUUCGGCGACGAGCAGCACCGUCUCGGUAUCGACGGGGACUGGGAGCUCGACAUCCGAGUCCUCCAGCACGACCGUCACACCGACAGCCACUUCAGUCUCGGGGACGUCCACGUCUUUCAUGACCACCUCCGAGACGACCGUCUCCGAGAGCUCGCUGUCGACCGUCUCCGCGACGACUGUCUCCGGGGCGACCACCAGCGAGACGUCCACCUCGGCCUACAGUACGACUGCGACGUCCUCGAACACGGUGACGACGGGGUCCGCCACGGGGACCACGUCGACGAGCACCUCGGCCACGAGCACCACCACCGCGACGGCAUCGGGCACGAGCACGACCUUCACGGUCUCAACGUCCACAGGGACCUCUGGCACGGCGACCACCAGCUCUGCCACAACGAGCUCGCGCACCUCGAGCACCACGGGCACCCACUCGUCGACCGUCAGUACGUCCACGGCGACGUCUACGACCACCGUCACCAGCUCCACCACUGUGUCCAGCACCACUGUGUCCAGCACCUCUGCCACCAGCAGCACGACUGUGUCCUCGUCCACGGAGACUUCGACAUCCACGGUGAGCACGACGUCUGAGACGUCGACGACGACGAUCCUGAGGUUCACGUGCUACUUCAACGUAUCAGGAGUAGUGGACAGUGUGUUCUACAACGGGGUGAACGUGACCGACGAUGUGGUGAACGACCUUUCCGACUGGAACCUCAGCAGGCAGGUGCAGGUGGAGGCCGUGACGGGAGCAUAUUUUGUCGUGACGGCUCGCGACUCAGACGCGGGUGGCGACGACUGCGCAGCCGGGGGCUUCGAGGUGGUGUGCACGGACAACGCCCUGAGCCCCAACGUGUUCGUAGGCAGCGGGCCCGAGUGGGAGGCAUUCGGCUCCGUCGCGGCCGUCGACGCUGUCCACCAGGCUGGGGAGGGCGUCGGCUGGAGCGUCCCGUGCACGUCCGCACCGUCCGUCUGGCCUUUCCUGUCGCCCCUGCCUAGGAUUUGGGCCAGGGGGCGACAGUUCGCGGCCUUCCGCUGGAGGCCAUCUCAGGCUGUGUCGUGCACCUUCACUGCAGGUGCAAACGACACCAUAGACAGCGUGUAUUAUGGUGGGGAGGACUUGCUGGACUACACCACGGGGAACCUGACUGACGCAGCAAGCCCGAAGCUCAUGACCUUCGCCCUCGUGUCGGGGGCGUACCUGGCCAUUGCGGCCCGCAGUGCCGCCUCGGGCGACGACUUCUGUGGCUCGGCUGGCUUCGAGAUCACGUGCACUGGGGCGGUCAGCAUGUCCAGCAGCAGCAGCAGCAGUGGCUGGGAGGCGUACGGCUCCUCGUCUCCCGUCGACCUCUCGCACGCGGCGGGGCUGGGGCUCGGGUGGCGCGCGCCCUGCAACGCCUCGGCCUCCCAGUUGGCGAUGUGGAGCGCCGGCGGGCGGCACGCGGCCUUCCGCUGGAGGUACAACGGGAGCGUGACGUGCACCUUCGCCACCGCGGCCUCCGUCGAGGGAGUGAGGCACGGCGGGGUGGAGCUCGCGGUCUCCGCCACGGGGGCCAACGCCAGCUCGGUGACCUUCGAGCCUGUGCCCGGAGCGAGAGGGCAGCUCGAAUCGGAGAUUGCGAAACUCAAGUCGGCCAAGCUAGACGCGGGCUCGGGGGGUCUCGCCGAGGCGAUGGACGUCGACGCUGGUGGCACCGCCCGCGACUCGGGCGGCAUCGACGGGUCUAAGGUCGACGAAGUUGGAUGUCGCAAGCGUAUCAAGGAUAACGAGGAACAGGUGGUGCUUGUGGCGAAGACCACCAGCGCUGACGUGCAGCUGCGGAAGUUCGUCGGGGAGCUCAAGAAGGAGAAGGACGAGGUGCAAUCGCGCCUGCAGGCGUCGGAGCCCGUCUACGUGCAGCUUCAGGCCAUGUCGCACAGGGUCAGGUUGGGCGAAAAGCAGGUCAAUGCUAUUCGGGAGGCGGUCGAGGCCAAGCGGAGGCAGAAGGCAUCCCUUCCGGAGGAGCUGCUGGCUGGCGAGGCCGGCCUCGACACGCAGGAAAAAGAGGUGGCUGCGCUCAGUGCGCAGCUGAAGGAGCUCACGACGAAGGCUGGCGGGGCUCUUGGCAAGCCAGAGCUCGGGCCCCCCAUCGCAGGGCUCGAGGUCAACGUCGGGGCGCUGGGCAAGAUGCCGGCCUCCGACGGCGUCGGCGAGGCGUCGGCGGGGGCGGUGCAGGCGAGGCCCCCGCCCCUGCGGCAAGCGCCCCCUGAUCUGGGAGCCGUCGCCACUGAGCGGAUCGACGGGGGCUCGGCUGUGGAGCUGCGGGCCGGCCUCGUGGGCGUCUACGGUGAAGAGGGCCACGCCGAGGGCCUUGGAUAUAAUGGGCUAUGGUCUAGUGCGUUGGAGACCGCAGCUGGGGGCCGAUCCAGCGGAGUUGAUAUUGCGGUGCCCGCGCAUAUUGUGGUGAAGGCGCCGCCGAUGCUGGACAAUCCCAUCAUGGUCGACGGGCGCAUCAUCGUUGCCGACGUGGCCUGGCGAGUUCCUGGGGCCGUGGACCGAGUUGGUCUCAGCCCUGAGAAUGAGGCCAUCCUGUUGCAGUUGGCUCUUUGCUUGGCGGACCGGAACCGAGCUGGGGGCCGGCGGAUUAUGCUGAAGAUGGCAGACUUCAGGUGCUCGUGGGAUCUCCUACUCGUGCAGAUCGAGCGCGGGUUGCAGCUGGUCUACAUCGUGGACGUAUCUGGGGCAUGCGCUACCUCGGGUCGGUCUGGCCUACUGUCUAUUCGCAUAGUUCAGUGCCGGUGGCAACGCCCGCGUGAACGGCUGCAGAUUCGCGCUAAGUUAUGCGUGCUCAUGGCCGCAGCUCGCAGGGCCAAACGUGCUCAGGACACGCGUUCGCACCUCGGCAAGCUGAUUGACAUGGCCAUGUGCUGGGAGGUGAUCGAGGCUGGUCGGGAGAUGAGGCCGCGUGAGCUGGCGGAUAGAGAGUUGCAGAAGUGGACUACAGCUUGGGAGUGCCAUGGCGAGGAUGAGGUGGAGAAGCUGCUGGGUGAUCGCCCGGUUUCGGCCAUGAUCGACAUGUGGAAGUGCUUCGACACCGCUUUGGUGGCAGGGCUGUUCGUCGAGGCCAGGGACGUGAAGUUCCCGCUCGGAUUGGUGGAUGAUGUUACUCUUCAAUGGGUUGGGGCCCCGGCCUGCGAGUCCACGGCCCUGGUGCUCUCGACCAGGGGGCUCAUCCAGGAGUCCAGGCGGCUUGGUCUUGUCAUUCAGCCAACCAAGUCGGUCUUCGCUUCUACUUCGAGGGCUGCUGCUUCGGCUUUCCGGCCGUGGGCCAGGGCGAUGGGGCUCCGGCAGAAGAAGGCGGUCAGGAACCUGGGGCGCGACUUGCACGGCGGACAGGUUCAGAGGCCUGUGGCCAAGGCCAGGCUCCUGAAGUUGCAGGCGCGGCUUCCUCGCGUCAGGAUGCUGAGGAAGGCUGGUGGGCACGUGCAGGCGCCCUGGCGCACCGCUGGGCUGCUGACCUCGACGGCUCAUGGCGAGAGCGUGGCGGGCGUGCCAGACCCUGACCUGCGCGGGCCGCGUCAGCGCGAGAAGUGGUUCGACCCCAUGUUCGAGGCAACCUGCAGCAUCGUGUUCAUGUGCUGCGGGUUCGUCUGGGGCCAGAUGCUCGAGUUGGGGCGGCUGGAGAGAGCGCGGCGUGUGCUGCGUGAGCGCUGGCAGCGCGUGUGUCCCAGCUGGCAUGGCGCUCGUGGUCUUGUGGCGGCGUGCUGGCUAUCCUUGAGACGGGUGGGCUGGGGCGUGGUCAGCAGCGCGAUGAUCAAGUCAGACGAGGGAGUGGCCCUCUCGCUGAUGCAGGUCUCGCCCGUCGAGAUCAGGUACUGUGCCGCAGCCAUCAGGUGCUAUGCGCAAGUUGUGGGCGGGUGGCUUCAUGACGGCGUCGAAGAGAUAUUCUCGGAAGUUGAUCGGAUCUCCUGUUUUGUCCUCACCUCGAUUGGUGCUGCGCUCGACCUCGAGGGGACGUUCGGCCACCACCUCUACGCCUGCCCGCUGUUCCUGGAAGAGGACGUGGGCAAGGGGCUGCCGCCUCGGGAUGAGGAUCUGAAUCAGAUUCGGAAGGAGGCGGCCCUGGACCGUCUGCUCGCGGGCAAACACCUCAGGAGGUGCUUGAUUGAUCUCGCGGCGGAGAAGGCAAAGGACGAUGGCACCUUUGAGCACCAGGCCGAGCUCUGGCAGGACUCGGGCGUGGAGCCCUUCGGGUCUGGUGGCGCCGGGGCAAACUCGCUCACGGAGGCGCUCACGCAGGUGAAGGUAAGGCGGGCCAGGUUGGUGGUGAACGGAGUGGCCUCGAUCCUCUCCCUGCCCGCCAGCGCCAUGGACAGGUACACCCUCCAGGAGCUCGCGGGUGCGCGCGCGCUGCUCACCGAGAGGGGGGCGAUCGUGGAGAACGUGCCAGUCGAGGCGCCGCUGGACGGCACCCGGGUUGACGGCGUGCUGGCGGCGGCGUCGCCAGGCUGGACCAGCGAGCUGGCGCUGGACCCCUUCGGCCUGCAGGGCUCCUCCCCGGAGCGCUUCUACUGCGGCACGGGCUUCGGCAUGCUGGUCCCAACGAGCGGCACCGCCGUCGGGGCCCGCGUCGGCGCGGUGCUCGGCACGGGGCCAGCGUGCGAGGCGCCUGGAGGGGCCGAGGGCGUCGGGCUGACGGCCGCGGGCGUCGGACUCGGCUCGGGCGCGCUCGAGCCCGGCGGGCAGGCGAGUUUUGCCCCAGUGGCCCUCCACGUGGACGGCUCGCUGCUGGCCGAGGGCGAGGUCCGUCUCUCCCAGGGCUCCAGGGGCCGCGUCGAGGUCUUCCGCGCCGGCCGCUGGGGCACCAUCGCCAGCGGAGGCUUCGGCAUCCCAGACGCGCGGGUUGUGUGCCGCCAGUUGGGCCUCCACGGCGGUGCCGUGGCCUCCGCUGGCGUCGCGCAGGCGUCCGGCGGUGGGCCCGUCUGGACGGCGAGCGUGGGCUGCACGGGACACGAGAGGGCGCUGGCCGACUGCGGCUACACCGUCUCCUGCGCCGACAACUGCACUCACUCGGACGACGUGGGCGUCGAGUGCCUGGGCGGCGACGCCUUCGUGCUCACCUGGGUGGGCUGCUUUGCGGAAGACGAGCUCCGCCAGUUCGACUUCGGGCCGCACGCCUACGGCUACACCUCCGAAUCCUGCGCGGCCGCGUGCCAGGACUACCUGUACAUGGCCCUUCUGAACGGCGGGUGGUGCAGCUGUGGCAACGAGAUGGCCGCCAGCCAGGCCUACGCGCGGGUGCUGGACGCAGACUGCGGCGCAGUCUGCCCCGGGGAGGAGGCGGCCGCCCCGGCGCGGUACUGUGGAGGCACGUGGCGCAGCGCCGUCUUCUCGCUGGCGAGGGGGCUCACGCAGCUGGGCCUCCAGGCAGCGUUCUUCCUCUUCAAGCAGGCGUGCGUGUUCCCGGUUCUCGAGGGCAGGACCCCGACGCUGCAGCGCCUGGACUCGGUGAUCGACUACCCUCCGUCUGGCACCGCGUGGGCUGGGCUGGGCUUCAAGGACCACUUCGCGGUCCGCUGGGAGGGCUAUCUGCUCAUCGCCGCGGCCGGGGCUUACUCCCUCCAGCUGGACUCCAACGACGGCGGCCGCCUGCUGCUGGACCACGCCCUCCUCGUGGACAACGCGGGCUGCAGGGGGGGCAUGGAGAGCGCGACCGUCGCCGUCAACCUGACGGCGGGCUACCACCACCUGGCUGUGAACUUCUUCGAGAACACGUGGGAGGCAGGCGUGUCCCUGCGCUACUCAGGGCCGGACACCGGCGGCGCCCUCACCGUGGUCCCGGCCGCCGCGCUGCGCAGCCUGACGGGCCUGCGCGCCCAGGGCCUGCGGGCGGACUUCUGGCUGCGGCCGCAGAGCUGCGAGUUCGACGACGCCGUGUGGGGCCUCCCUCCCGACCUGUCGCAGCUGCACGGGACGGUGAACUUCCUGGAGCUCAAUUUGUCGUCUUGGAUGGGAGUGCCUGCGGGUGAAGACUUUGCCGUUCAGUGGGCGGGGUAUUUGAUGGUCACUUCCAACGGGUCGUACUCCUUUGUCCUCGAGUCGAUGGACAUCAGUGCACUCUAUGUCGAUGGCCUGUUGCUCGCCAGCAAGACUGCAACUACAGCUUAUGCGCUGUCGGCUGAUCAAGCCUUCUGUUCCAACAACCAGCUCGUCGCCCAGUCCCUCUCCGCCAUGACUGCAGAUGAUUGCGGGGCACUGGCUCUGACCACGAGCGGGUGCAACGCCAGGUUCGUGAUCCUGUCCGCCGACCUCAAGGGCUGCUGGUGCGCGGCUGCGGGGGACGGGUGCCAGUCCCGGAGCGACCACGUCGAGUUCGCAAUCUACGCAGCUAGCAGCUGCGUUGUUGCCGCCGAGCCCGGCAACGCCACAGUGGAGCUGGCGGCUGGGCUGCACUCCCUCCGCGUGCAGUACUCGGCGCACGCGCAGGGCCAGCCUGGCGUGGCGCUGCGCUACUCGGGCCCGGACACGGGGUUCGCGGAGGUGCUCGUGCCGGAGAGCGUGCUGAGCAGCCCAGCGAGCGACCCGCAGCCCGGGCUCAGGGCCGUCUUUUUUGCCGGAGCCGCCAGUGGCUGCUGGUUUCCCGAUCUCAGCGAGCUCGUUCCCACGGCGACCCGCGUGGACUAUUCGGUGAACUACACCAGCAACGCCAGCUGGGAGGGCCUUGGCCUUGUGGAGUAUUCGGUGAACACCACCAACGCCAGCUGGCAGGGCCUGGGCCCGUUCGCGGCCCGCUGGACGGGCUUCGUGCAGAUCACACUUGCGGGGCUCUACAGCUUCCAGGUGGAGUCCGCCGACAGUAGCCGCCUGCUCAUCGACAGUGCACUCUUGCUCGAGCAGAGCGGGUGCAACGGCACAGUGACGGGCGACGCUUCGGUGGAGCUCGCUCCAGGCUUCCACCGCCUCGAUUUGGAGCACUUCUCGUUGGCUGGGGAGGCCAUCCUCGCCCUCAUCUACAGCGGGCCCGACACGGGCUUCUCGGCAUUGGCCGUGCCUUCCGAGGCCUUGUUCCGAGCGCCAGACACGAUGCCAUCGGAUGGUGACUUGCGCCUCACCGAUGGGGCUUGGGGCCGGCUUGAGAUAUUCCAUGACUUCAAGUGGGGAACCGUGUGCGAUGACGGGUUCGGUGACAAGGAAGCGCAGGUGGUCUGUGUCCAGCUGGGCUAUGGCUUCGGGCAGGGCGUUUUCCUGGGCAACGCUGUGCCAGACGGUGCUGGUUCCAUUUGGAUGGACGGAGUGAUGUGCACAGGCAACGAGACCAGGUUGGACGAGUGUGCGUUCGAUGGUUGGGGAGUGAACGACUGUGCCCAUUCCGAGGACGUGGCGAUCGACUGCGCCGCUGCUUCGGUGGUACCGCCAGAGGGGUCCCUGAGGCUCUCGGGUGGGAGCAGGGGCCUGUUGGAGAUAUACCACGACGGCGCCUGGGGCACGGUCUGUUCAGGAGGGUUCGAGGCCGCAGAGGCGCAGGUGGCGUGCCGCCAGCUCGGCCACUGCUGCGGCGUGGUCCUAGACGGUCCCGUGCCGGCUGGAGUUGGACCCGUCUGGGUGUCCAGCUUGGCUUGCAAUGGCUACGAGGCCAGACUGGACGAGUGCGCGCACAGCGGCUGGGGCAAUCAUACCUGCAGCCACCUGCAGAACGUCGGCGUUGAGUGUUUGGAGGGGUCGGACUGCGCAUUCCUCGGCGGCGCGCUGUAUUCACCAGGCGACACUGGCCUGCGGGUGUACGUGUCCGGCGUGACGUCCGUCAGCCCACUUGUCUUGCAGCCUCAGGCGGUCAACGCCACGAACGGCACAAACGCCACCGCGGGGCGCAGGUUCGUGUAUGGGCCACAGCUGCUGAGCUUGACGUGUCGGGCGGGCUGUGCGACCUCCUCGACCGCGUUCCUGGCGACCAGCUGCGAGGCCGAACUGCCCGUGGGGGAGUUGCGCUCGGAGAGCGUCUUCUUGCAGCAGGGCCACGUGCAGAACUCCUGGAGCGUCGCGGUUGAUGUGGAGGGGCUGCUGCCAGGAAGGUACUUCAGGCUCUGCCUCGACGCCGACGGAGACGCAGGCGAGCUGCCCGUCGGCGACACUGGCUUUGACGUCUACCUGCAGGGCAUGUUUCUGCACUCGAGCGUGUUGCUGAGGCACCCCGAGCAGCUGCUGGAGGCCAUCUGCAUCGACGACUGUGCGAACUCCUCCCUUGAGGUCUUCCUGCGCACCGACGCGACCAGCUGCGGCGAGCAGGGGCUGCUCGCAGACCUCCCGCCGGUGAAGCGGACCCACCGCGCCUCCGUUGCGAACAGCACCUCGAAGGACACCUUCCGCUUCCUCGUGGACCUCUCGGGGCUGCGGCCUGGCAUCCAUGCCGCGCUGUGCGAGGACUUCGACGCCGACUCUGGCAACGGCCGCGCGGGCCCCUCCGCGGGCGGAGUGGUGUACGUCGCGGCCGGCACGGUGCUGACGUCUGGCACCAUCCAGCGCCAGCCCCUGCAGGCCAUCGAGCUCCACUGCGCCGCCGGCUGCUCCGCCGCCGCGCACGGCUUCCUGGCCACGGACUGCGACGCCCCGGCGCCGGGGCGCCGCACGGACGCCGCGCGCCUGCGCGGCUCGGCGCCGCUGUUCCACCUGCUGCUCGACGCCAGCCCGCUCGAGGCGGGCGUCCGCUACAGGCUCUGCGUGGACCUUGACGGGCCCGACGGCGGGGAGCUGCGCGCCGGGCCGGCCGUUGGCACGGGGCCCUUCGUGGCCGGCGUGGAGGCCCUGCUGACGCCCGCUCUGGUGCCCGCGGCGGCCAGCGAGCUGCACCUCCUCUGCGCCGCCGACUGCCGCGGCUACGUCGGCGGCGCCUCGGCCGUCUUCCUCUCGGCUGGGCGAUGCGAGGAGGCGCCGCAGCAGCCGAACGAGUCCGCCACUGGGCUCGCGGCUCUGUUCGGGGCCGCGCCCGCCUGGUCCGCGCAGGUGGACGCGGGGGGCCUCGCCCUUGGUGCCCGCUACAGGCUCUGCGUAGACCUCGAUGGCGCGGGUACCGAGCUCUCGCCCGGGGACUCCGGCUUCACGGUGUACGCCACCGGCAUUUUGCAGGUGGCCUCUGGCUCGGCCGUCCUCGCAGCCGACGCCCAGGAGGUGGCGCUCGACUGCGUCGCGGGCGGCUGCUCCGAACAGCUGGAAGUCUUCCUGUCGACCGACUGCGAGGGGAGCGCCGGCGUCGACUCUCCGACGGUAGGCACUGCUGCUGUCCAACUGCAGGCCACGGCCAACGCCACGCGCUGGACAGCCACCGUCAACGCCUCUCUGCUGGAGCCAGGUGUGCACUACAGCGUCUGUGCUGAUCGCGACGGCCUCGACGCCGGGAACUUCUCGGCGGGCGACACGGGCCUCUCCGUCUUUGUGUCGCCGCUGGGCACGGCCCUCCCGGCACAGGCCGUCGUCCGGGCCCUUCCUGGGCAGAGCGUCCCGAUCGAGUGCACGCCCCACGCUGGCUACGGCUCCCCCGCCGAGUGCCACGCCUCCGCUGACGCCUCGGAAGGCUUCCUGCUUGGGCCCGGCGCGGGGCCAUGCGACGCCGCCGACGUCUGGGCGCGUGCAACGCCGCUGGCGCCCCUCGCGGCGUGGCCCCACGGCUCGCAGUGGCUGGAGUGGGAGCCCGUGGGUGCCCACUGGCUGUCGCUACUGGUCGACGCGAGCUCGCUGGAGAUCGGCCAGCACUACGCGCUGUGCGUCGACGUUGACGGCGACGGCUCGCCGGUCCUCCGGCCUGGGGACUCGCUGCUCGACGUGUACGUGUCGCCCUUCGAGGAGGCGGCCAUGACCGUCCGCACCGAGGAAGACCAGGAGCUGCUGGUCCGCUGCGCGGCGGGCGAGUGCGCUGAAGCGGUCUCUGGCAACAUCACUGGCGCUUUCUUGUGCGAGGACUGCGGCUGCAGUCAGCGGGCUGCGGACGCGGUGAACGUCUCCGCGGUGGACGCGAGCACCGUGCGCUUCGUGUUCAACGCCAGCGGACUGACGCCCGGCGUGCACUACCGCCUCUGCACGGACUUUGGCGGCGCAUCCUCUGAGGAUCUGCGCCCUGGCGACUCUGGCGUGUCGGCGUACGCAUCCAGCAUCGCCGACGCCCGCGCCGUGGACGCCCCCGUCCCCGCCGGAGGGCUCAGCCUCCACCUGCGGCCGGGCCAGUCGCUGGCGCUGUGGUGCCCGCAGGGGUGCAGCGCUGCCUCGCAGGCCUUCCUGUGCGAGCCCUCCGCGCUGCCGGGAUCGGGGCUCGUCCCCGCCUCGGCGCGGGUUCGGGCACUGACGCCCGCGGCGGAGCUCGCCGCCGCGGGCCCGGAGUGGACCGUGGAGGUGCAGACGGCGGGCCUGCAGAGCGGCGCCCACUACAGGCUGUGCGUGGACCUCGACGGGGCUGGCUCGUGGACGUACGCGGCGGGGGACACAGGGCUCCUGGUGUACGCGUCGGGCAUCAGCCCCGCCGUCGCGCCCUCCAUCCUGCCGCAGGGGGCGCAGACCGUCGCCUUCGCCUGCUCGGGGGGCUGCAGCGCCCAGUCCCAGGCGUUCCUGGCAUCGGAGUGCCGCGCGGACCGCGCAGGCACGCCGCCGGCCUUCUUCGUCCGCGCCGACCUCGCGCACGCGGGCGCCUGGCAGGUCUCCGUCGACGCCGGCGGCCUCGUGGCCGGGCGGUACUACCACCUGUGCGUCGACUUGGACAGCCUCUCGGAGGACUCGGCCGCCCCGGGCUUCUCCGGCGUGGUCGUGUACGUUUCGGGGCUCCUCGCCUUGCAUCCAGGCACCGUGGGCGCGGAGGGAGCGCAGGCCGUCUCGCUGGCGUGCGCUCAGGGCCAUCGCUGCGGGGGCGCGGUCGAGGUGCGCCUGGCCGCAGUGAGCUGCCUGGACCCCGCGCCCGUGGCCACGGGGCCCACUGGGACCCCGCUGCUGCCGCUGCUCGGGGAGGGCCCGAGCGCCACGUGGGCGUUCAACGCCACCGGCCUCGCGGCAGGCUACCACUACAAGAUGUGCACCCGGGCGAACGACACGCUGGAAGAGUCGUCUGGAGCUGCAGCUCUGGAGGUCGGCGACGUCAACCUCGAGCUGUUCGUGUCGCCCGCGGUAGCGCUGGAUCCAGUGAUGUUGCUGCCCGCGGAGUCGCAACAGCUGACGGUCGUUUGUGCUACUGGCUGGUGCUCUGCCGCGACCGAGGGCGAUCUGGCGCUGUCUUGCGAUGGUCCCCGGCUCGCGAUGGGCGCGCCGGAGCAGACUGCGCCCUCGCUGUUUGAGAUCGGGACAGGCACCGACGUCUGGACGCUGUCCCUCGACACGGGUGCCCUGGUGCCUGGCAAGUACUACAGGCUUUGCGUCGACAUCGAUGGCUCAGGCCUCUACGAUCCAGGCAGUACUAUCACUAGCACGACGCAGACGCUUACCUCGACAACGGAUUCUUCAUCGAGUUCAGCGACGGCCACCACGGCGUCCUCGGUGACCCAGACUUCCGCGUCCACUGACACCAGCUCGACCACCCAGCACAGCACGACGGCGACCAGCUCGAGUGCCGCUUCGAGUACCGCCACUUUGACCUCUGCGACUCCGACCAGCACUGAGACAAGCAGCACCUGGACAAAGACCUCAUCCUCAGAGAGCAGCACCAGCACGAACACUGUGACGAGCAGCAGCGCUACGAGCAGCAGCGCCACGAGCAGUACUGCCACCAGCAGCAGUGCGACGAGUACUGUGACGAGCACGACUGAGAGCCUGACGAGUUUGACGGGGAGCAGCUCCGAAACGAGCACCACGACUGCGUCGGCGACCGCUACUGCGACGUCGAGCACCACGGGGACGACGACGGCGACCAGCGGCACGCAGACGAGUACCACAACCCAGCUGCUCGAGUUGCGGCGAGGAGAUACAGGACUCCAGGUCUACGUAUCCGCGAUCGUCCCCGCCGCACCGCAGGCCGUGCUGCCAGGCGCCGCAGAGCCCGUUGCGCUCGAGUGCUGGGCUGGCGCGAUCUGCUCGACGGCGUCGGAGGUCUACCUCGCGGAGGUCUGCAACGCCUCGGCGGAGGGUGAGCCCUUCGCCGCCGUCUUGGUGGCCGAGGGGUCCACGACGGCGUGGACCGCCACUGUGAACACCAGCGGUCUCCAGGCGGGCACACACUACCGGAUCUGCAUGGACGCGGACGGGCCUGGGCCGAUUCAGGCGGGGGACACAGGGCUCCAGGCGUAUGUCAGCGGGGUCAUCCGCACCACGCCCAGCCACGCGCCCAUCACGCCUUCGCUCCUGCUGGAGAUCGCCUGCGUGCCCGGCACGUGCCCUGAAGGCUCACUUGCCUGGCUCAGCUAUGGGGGCUGCGACAACGCCAGCAACGGGUCCGGGCCAGCUCAGACUGCAAAAGUCAGCUUCCCCGCUCCGCAUUCGGCGAACGACAGCGUCGACCUGGUCGCCUUGGAGCUUAACACGUCAGCCAUGCAGCCUGGUUACCGCGCACACCUCUGCACGGACCUGGAUGGACACGAAGGUCCGCAGCUUCCCGGCAGCGCCGCCCCGAGGGUCUACGUAUCGCCAGUGCUCGCAGUUCCUGCGCCUUGGGCCAGCGCGUCAUCGCCAGUGGGCGUGCUGUGCUCUCAAGGGUCGUGCGACGACGCUGCCCAGGCGCACCUGGCCAUCGACUGCGCGUUGGUCCCUCCCUCGGGCGCGGGCGCGCCGAUGCCGCCGUCGCUCCUCGUGGGGUAUGGCAGCGGCCUGUUCCUGCUUGAGGUGCCGAUGGGCCUGCUAGUGCCUGGCGCCCACUACCGUCUGUGCGUCGAUGCAGACGGGCCCGGCCCAGCCCCCGUGGGCGACGCGGGCUGGUACGUCUACGCUUCGCCAGUGGCGUUGGCGAGGAGCUCCCCAGUGGUGCUGCCCGCCGCCUCGCAGCGGCUGCUGCUCACCUGCGGCCAAGAGGGCUGCCCACAAGGCGCGUAUGGCUUUCUGUGCGCGCCAGGGCAGCCGCAGCAGCCCUCGAUCCAGCCGCAAGCUUGUGGCAGUGGCGCCGCUGCCAGCUGCACGGCGCCCCAGCCCCUGCAGCUGGAGGCCCAGGGUCUGGCCACCGCUGGCGCGGACGCCGCGGGGCUGACUCCUGGCCGCAGGUAUUUCCUCUGCAUCGACGGCGACGGGGACAGCACCGCACUGACACCUGGCCCUGCUGGCUUGGCCUUCGUGUCCCCUGUCGACGCCGUGAACUCCAGCUGGCUGCCUGUCGGAGGCGUGCGCACGCUGUGGCUCCACUGCGACGCCUGCCAGGUUGGCAGCGAGGUCUUCCUCAGCGAGGCGGAGGCGGACUGCGACGCGCAGGGCUUCACGAACAUCUCGGUAUACGCGCUCCUCGAGGGCGGCGAGGGCGGGUGGUGGAGCGCCAGUGUCGACCUCACCACCAGCGACGCGGGGCACUUCCACGAGCUCUGCAUAGUCCACAACGAGACGGGACCGAGCGGCUUCGCACUGCACCUGGGGCCCAACGCCUCCGUCGAGCAGACCAUGGUGCGGCGGACAACGGCACAGACCAUAACUCUCGACUGCGGAGCCGGAUGCAGUGCCCUCACCGCCAGCUACUUGGCAACAUCCUGCUCGUCCUGGGACGCGGUCACUGGUGCCGCCAGCGAGCUCGGGAGCUGGCACGUGCGUGCCCACGGCCUGUCGCAGGGCGCGGGCUCGGCGGAGCUGCAGUUCGACAUGAGCGCCGCUCCUGCAGGCAAGCACGUGGUCUUGUGCACAGGUGUAGGCAAUCUCACCCAGCAGGCGGGCGACACGGGCCUCUCUCUGUUCGUGUCGCCCCUGGCCGCGGCGGGGCCGCUGGUGCUGCGCCCGCUGCCGCUUCAGAGGCUCGUCGUGGUCUGCCCCGCGGGCUGCUCCGCCGCAGCCGAGGUGGGCCUCGCAGAGAGCUGCGGGGACGAGCCCAACACCACCCGCGCCACGGCGCGCGUCGCGCUGCUGCCCGGCGUUGCGCCCCUGUGGGCCGCGGAGCUCGACGCGCGGGAUCUCUCGGCAGGCGUGCACUACCGCCUGUGCAUCGAUCUCGACGGGCCUGGGGAGGCCUACGCAGACGGCGACAGCGGGCUCCAGGCGUACGUUUCCGCCGUGCCCGCGCUUGGGCAGGCGGCGGUGCCCAUCGCUGCCGAGGCGGUGCUCGGAGUCGUGUGCUCCGCAGGUGGCUGCUCGAAUGAGUCCGAGGGCCUGCUUGCCGAGUCCUGCUUGUCUGCGGCCGUGGUCAAUCAGAUGGUGCUGCAGGCCAACGCGACCGCCAACGAGACGUGGAACUUGACCGACAAUGCCACGGACAACGCCACGGGUAACGCCUCAGAGUUCGCAGCGCAGUCCCGCUGCCCGAACGCGGUUGCGCAGCAGACCUCGGCUGCGCUGUUCGGGGGAGAUGGCGCGGACGGCGGGUACCUGCUGACCUUGGAUACCAGGUGUCUGCAGCCGGGAGCAUACUUCCGAUUCUGCACCGACCUGGACGGGUCCGCCUCGAGCGCUCUGUCGCUGGGCGAGGCGGACUACGAGGUGUACGUCAGCGGCAUCGUCGAGGUGGUCGGUGCCCCCGCGCUUCCCGCGCUGGGCAGCCAGACGCUGAACUUGCUGUGCGCGGGCGGUUGCUCCACGGACUCCCUCGUGUACCUGGCCACCGCGUGCGACACCCGCAGCGGUGCUGCCCCGCCGGCGGGGGAGUUCGGGAAGCGCACCUCCGCAGGCCUGCUGUCGCCUGUCGCGGCCGAGCCUGGAGGCUCUGGCCGCUGGGCCGCGGCGCUGGCCGUGGGAGGGCUCCGCCGCGGGGUGUGGUACAGGCUCUGCGCCGACCUCGACGGGGCGGGCCCAAGUGAUCUGCGCGCUGGCGACACUGGGCUCACGGUGUUCGCCUCCGGUGUCGUCCAGAUUGAUCCGCCCUUCCUGCUGGCAUACCCUGGCCAAGCUCUCGCCCUGACCUGCAGCGGAGGCUGCAGCGAGGACUCUGAGGGCUAUGUGGCGGCCACGUGCGAUGGUGCGGAAGGCUCCCUGGCGAGUCCCUUUGUGCGCGUGCCCGUGCACCCCAGCGCGACGGGCACCAAGUGGCAGUUGACGGUGGAUGCAUCCGCGCUGCAGCCGGGCGGGGGGGCGCGACUGUGCACCGACCUCGCCGGGAACGCGACUGGAAACGCGAGUGGGAACACGAGCGCAGCUUCAGUGGGCGACGCUGGCUUAACGCUGUACAUCACCCCAGUGCUCGAAGCGGUCGUGCAGGGCGCCCCAGAGGUGCACGUGGCGUGCGGCCUCGGCGCUGGCUGCUCGGUGCUGUCCGCGGCGUGGCUGGCGGAGAGCUGCGAGGACUCCGGCGCGGCUGCCGCGCAAGGCUUCUCCGCCACCGCCGCGGGCGCAGAGGCUGCGGUCUGGACGCAGCGCAGGGCGCUGGGCGGCGAUGACUUGCGGGCCUCGGAGGCCUGGACGCUGGCCGCGCCAGGGCUGGAGCUGGGGCAGCACUACAGGCUCUGCCUCGACGUGGACGGCCACCUGCUUCCGCUGCCCCUCGGCACCGCGCGGGGCGUCUAUGCCUCAGCCGUGGUGGCGCUGCGGACCCUGGGGAUCGGGCGCGGCCCCGCGGAGUCGGUUUCCUUCACCUGCGCCAACGAGUCUGGGUGCUCGACGAGCUCGGCGGGCUACCUCGCCACGACGUGCGGCAGCUCCGCCAGCCUGCCGAUUCCCUUCGCCCUCGUCGAUGCCGAGGCCCAGGCGUUCGCGCUCGAGGGCAUCGACGCUGGCGAUCUGCUGCCCGGGGCGCACUACCGGCUUUGUACCGACCUGGACGGCAGCUCCUCCCCGUCGCUGGUAGCAGGCGACACGCUACUCAGCGUGUACGUUAGCGGAGUGUCGCGCGCCUUGCCCACCGCCACCCUGCAGGCCGGCGCGACAGGGUCGCUGGUGGUAUCUGACGGGACGGUGGCACGGCCGCAUUGCAUCAGCUCGUCCACGCCAUGCUUCUGGGACAUUCCCACGAAGGCAGAGUGCGCGAGUCAGCUGUGCAAGAGUGCCGGCUACCUUGGUGGCUCGUUCGUGUCGGCGAGCAACGACAUGUGCAGCCAAUCCUUCACAACGGAGAGCUACUACUACUGGGACACGUCCCAGAAGGAGUACGGUUACGGGGACAGGGCUUCGGAGGCUCAGGUGGUUGCGAGGUGCGAGGUGAGCAGCACGGCCACGUUCGCGCUCGAGUGCGCAGAAGGUUGCUCGGAGGCCUCAGAAGGCUUCCUCGCCACCGACUGCUACGCCGCCGCCCUGGCGCUCAUGGAGACCACCCAGAACGGUUCCAACUCGUCGGAGGAGAACCUCGAGAACGGCUCCAAUUCAUCCAACGAGACAUAUAACGUCUCACAAGCGCGCAGACUGGCGGCCCCGCGCCGCCUGGCGACGCGGGAGGGCCGCCUGCUGAACUGGGUGGGCUGCUUCGUCGACGACUCCAGCCACGACCUCGACAGCGGGCCGCAGUCCAGCGGGUACAACACGGAGCUGUGCGCGGACGCGUGCUUCGGCUACGGCUUCAUGGCCCUGCAGGACGACGGGUGGUGCAGUUGUGGCGACAGCUACUCCACGGAGGUGCAGUACGAGCCAGUCGCGGACGACGAGUGCGGAAGCGUCUGCUCUGACGAGGAGAGCCUGGCGCCCACGCGGUACUGCGGCACCACAAGCCGGAACGCCAUUUACUCUUUGGACUAUUCGCAUUGGGGUAGGAUUUAUGUGACCGACUACGACCAGGGCACGAUCAUGAGGGCAAAUCCAGACGGAAGCGCGUUGGAGACACUGGUCGAUAUCUCGGGGGUCAACCCGGCCGGGAUCGACGUGGACACCGUUGCAGGCAAGGUGUACUGGGUUUCAGAGGUCUCCGACAGCGUGCAGAGGGCCAAUUUGGACGGGUCGGAGCUAGAGACGGUGGUGGACGGGCUCCCAGGUGGAGUCUUUGGCGUCGUCUCGCUGGACGUCGCCGCCGAGACGCUCUACAUCACGAGCUCCGGCGCCCGCAAGAUCCAGCGCGUGGGCCUGGACGGCUCGGGCCUCGAGGACGUCUACGCCUGCGCGAGCUGCGUGCCGCAGGGUGUCCUCGCCGUGCCGGAGGCGGGCAAGCUGUACUGGACGACGGGGGCCCCGCCCGAGAGCCCGGGCCCGGGCUACAUACAGCGGGCGAACCUGAACGGCACCUCGGUGGAGACCCUGGGCAUCGGUGGGCUCUCCACGCCGAUCGGGCUCGCGGCCGACUACGCGGGCGACCUGCUCUACUGGGCGGAGAACAGCGGCAAGGUCCAGCGCUCCUCGCUCAACGGCUCCUCCGUGGAGGACCUCCUCGUCCUCGGGGGCGAGACCCCGGUCGGGAUCGACAUCGACGUCGGCACCCAGAAGCUCUACUACGUCGGAGGCGCGUACGACACCGUGUACAGGGUGGAGACGAGCGGCCUGUCGGACACGCCGCUGAUCACCUCGGGCCUCAGCUUCCCGUGGGGCAUCGCCGCCGACAUCCGCGAGCGGGUGGCGGAGGGGCAGUUGCGCCUCGCGGGCGGCGAGUCCGUCUUCGCGGGCCUGCGUGGGCGCGUGGAGGUGUUCCAGGACAAGCGGUGGGGCACCGUCUGCAGCUCCGUGGGCUGGACCGACCUCGAGGCGCAGGUCGUGUGCGGCCAGCUCGGCUUCCUCGGUGGCGCUGCUCUGGGCCCAGGCAGCGUCCCCAACGGCUCGGGCCCCAUCUGGCUGGCCAACUUCUCCUGCGGGGGCAACGAGACGAGUCUGGCCGCGUGCGGGCAGUUGGGCCUGGACGGCCACGACUGCAGCCACGCAGACGACGUGGCUGUCGUCUGCGAGGACGACCCCAUGCAGAUAGAUUGGAUAGGCUGCUACGCACAGCUCGGCUUCGGCGACCGCAUCUACGGCUACGGAUACAACUCGUUCACCUGUGGCCAGGCGUGCUUCGUGUGGAACAACUACGAGCGCAACACCAACGUCUCGUACUUUUCCCUCGAGGACGGCGGUAGGUGCACGUGCGGUGGCGCCACCGCCAGCAACACCACCGUCGCCCUGAGCGACUCCGAGUGCGGCGCCGUCUGCCCCGGUGACGGCGGCCUCCUGCCGGUGCGCUACUGCGGCGGCUACUUCCGCUCCGCCGUCUACCGGGUGGCGCGCGCCGCUCCCACCACGACGACGACCACCACCUCGACCACGACCAGCACCACGACCACACCAGCUUCUACGAGCACCGUGACAGCCACUGAGACGAGCACCGUGACGUCGUCGACAAUCACGGCCACUACGAAGACUACAACGACUACCAGCACGACGACGUCUUCCUCGACUACCACCUCAACGAGCUCUACAACCACGACCACGACGACUUCCAUCACAACGACUACGACGACGACCUCUACGACGACGCCGAUUCCGCUGGUGUCGUGGCUUGCCGAAAGGUUCCCCAAAGAAACUUCAGAGAUAGAAUGCCAGUUCGUGCUGCUCGGAGAGGUGGACUCUGUGUUCUACGAUGGCAAGAACAUCACCGACAACGUGUCGGGCGACCUGCGGAACGGAAGCGAUGUGAAGGGGGUAUUCCUCUACCCGGUGCCCGGGGCCAUGCUCGUGGUCUCGGGCCAUGUCGAGAACGGCACGGACGCGUGCGACACCGGCGGGUUCUACGUCGCGUGCGAGGGGAACCUGACGGACGCCAGCGUGCUGGAGGCCUAUGGCUCCCCGUACCCCGUGGACCCCCUCCGGAGGUCUGGCGCGGGCGGCUCCUGGUCUCCGCCGUGCGCGGCCGGGGGGGGCGGAGCUGCUCCGGCGGAGCUGCCCGGCACCACGCGGAGCCCCUGGGCGUGGGCGCCGGCCGCCAGGUACGCAGCCUUUCGCGCAGAGAUCUUCAAGACCGUCGCGUGCGAGUUUUCGUCGAACUACGCGGUGGACAGCGUGUUCUACGACGGCCAGAACAUCUCGCACCUCGUCUCGGGGAAUUUCACGGAGCCAGCUGGCGCCAAGCGCUUCUCGUUCGAGGUCGUCUCUGGCGCGCGCCUGUCCAUCUCGGCUCACGUCGAGUACAACGGGAGCGACAUGUGCGACAACGCCGCCUUCAAGAUUUUGUGCAGCAAUGGCUUGGUGGCACAUGACAGCCGGUGGGAGGCCUUCAGCUCGGACGCGCCUGUCGACGACGAGCACGCCGCCGGCAGCGGGCGGGGGUGGUCGGUGCCGUGCGACGCCGUAAUCGCCAGCCGCGACGCGUCCUGGCUCGUGGCCGGUGGGCUGCCCGCGAUCUGGUCGUCGAGCGGAGGGAGGUAUGCGGCGUUCCGCUGGGCCACCAGUGAGGUUGUGGAGUGCAGCUUCGUGAUGGACGGCAACGUGAGCCGCCUCUACUACGGGGGUCGUGACAUCACGCACCGCGUCAGCGGCGACCUGGACGACGGUGGCGCCGUGAAGCAGGUGGCGUUCAGCCGGGUCCCCGGGGCGUACCUUGUGGUGUCCGGCUCCAACGCCAACGCAACAGGGGACCCCUGCAACUCCACAGGCUUCGAAGCGCAGUGCGGUAGUGCUACAUGGAGCGGCGGCGACUGGGAGUUCUACGGGUCGCCUGACCCCCUGGGCUACGCCGUGAGAUCAGGCGACGGCGACGCGUGGCACGCCCCGUGCUCUUCGGCCGCGGCGAUGUUGUCCAACGGCUCUGGUGAGCUGGAGCGCCUGUGGUCGGGAAGCCAGCACGCGGCGUUCCGAUGGCAUGAUCAAGGCUCGUGGCGUCUCGCGUUGCGGUCCGAGGUGGAGAGGCAGGCUGGUGGCGGCGCGUUCGCGUACGCGUCCCCUGUUUGGAGCGACCCUUUGCACGCGCCCUUCGGGAUCGACGACGAUGACAAUCCCGUGGAUGUUCUCACGGAGGCCUUCAAUGAAUUGAAGGUGGUGCGCGUGCUGGUCGAGAUCAACGGCGUCCGGGUGACGUUCUCCCUGCCGCCGAGAUGGCAGGGCGCCUACAGCCUGCGCGAGCUCGCGUCGGCGCGUUCAGCCACGGCCAUGCAGGGCCUGGUGAAGCGCUUCGAGCCCGCCGCGCCCCCGACCAGCAGCGCGGGCCUGCCGACGGGGCUCCCUACCGGGCGCGCGCCCGGAUGGUCCAGCGGGGCCGAGGUAGACGCGUUCGGGCUGCUGGGCGACAGCCAGAACCGGCUGUACUGCGGCGCGGGCUUCGACGUGAGGAGGCCCGGCGCGGCCAAGCUGCCGCGCGCGAGGCUCGGGAGCCUGCUGGACCAGGCCGCGUCCUGCGAGUACGCGGCCGGCGCGGAGGGCAUUGGCCUCUUCGACAUGGAAGGCUCGGCAACAUCUGGCCACGUGGACUUCCGGGGUGGCCACACGUUUGCUGCGGGAGCCGUUUACGUCGGCGGGGUGCCUCGGGCGGACGGCGAGCUGCGGCUCACAGACGGCGCCUCGGGCAGGCUAGAGGUAUUCUACGACGGCACGUGGGGCACGGUUUGCGGCACCGAUUUCGACGACGUCGACGCCCUGGUAGCGUGCCGCCAGCUCGGCUUCCUUGGUGGCGAGGCUUUGGGGGCGUACGAAGGUGGUGGCCCAGCGCCAGGCCUCGGCAACAUCUGGCUGGACGGCCUCGGCUGCUAUGGCCAUGAGGCCACUGUCGGCCAAUGCGGCCAUCAGGCCUGGGGCGCACACAACUGCACGCAUGCGCAGGACGUCGCCGUGCGCUGCUUCGAGGACGGCGCGGAUGAGGAGGUCUGGUGGACUGGCUGCUUCGCAGACGCCUCAUCUCGCAACUUCGUUGCGGGCCCGCAGGUCCACGGCUACGGCACGGUGUCUUGCGCUAGGUCGUGCCGCGGCUUCAAGUACAUGGCGCUGCGCAACGGCGGUGUGUGCACCUGCGGGGACAGCUUUGGCGGCGCCCCGCAGUAUUAUGAGGUCGCGGCCAGCGAGUGCGGAGACGCCUGCCUGGGCGAAGGAUCCCUGUCUCCGACCCGCUACUGCGGCGGGGUGUACAGGAACGCCGUGUAUCUCCUGCAGGAGGAGCUUCCCACCACCACCACCACCGCUACCACCACUACGACCCGCCGGGACUUCCAGUACACGCGGUCGGGCGCGUUCCUGGCCACGGAGGACCCCAACGAGUGGCUGCUGGCCGUGGACUCGGGAGAGCUGGACCCUGGCCUGAGGUACCGCCUGUGCACGGACCUCGACGGGAGUGCCUCCCCUGAACUGCGCUCAGGCCACACAGGGCUGGAGGUCUUCCUCAGCCCCGUGGUCGACCUCGCGCCGACCUCGUUGGCGGCCAUGGCUGCUCACUCCCUUGCGCUCACGUGCCGCGGCGACUGGUGUGCCAAGAAUGCCUCUCGAGGCUUCCUGGCCGCCCAGUGUUCCGGCUGGUCGGCGCCGGACAACGCCACCUGCUCCAGCGCCAGCACGGCGACCUUGCAGCAGGCGCUGGCGUCCGGAACCUUCCCGUCGUCACCCGCCUCCUCGCUGGAGGCGCUGGGCGGCGACCUCUUCGGGCUGCAGGUCAACGGCUCCUGCCUAACGCCAGGACGCUACCGCCUCUGCCUGCUGCUGGCGCCCGACGACCCCGACGGCGACCCAGCCGAAGCGGAGGACAGCGGCUGGGAGGUGACGGUGUCGCCGUCCAGCGCGGCCUGAGGCCCCCACGCCAGACGGCGCUGCGCCGGCCUUCCGAAGGCGGUCCUCCCGCAGGCCCUGCAGCGAGAGGGCGUCGGCGCCAGCGGCCCGCGGGCGCGCCCCAUGGGUCGGAUGCCGCCAGCCGCCCCCCGCCCGCGCGGCGCCUGCGGGCGUUUCACGUCUCACCCCCGCUGCGACGGCCCCCCCUCCCCUCUCACUCCCCCUGUCCCUCUGUCUAUCCCCCCCUCCUCCAGGGUCGCUCCGACUCCGCCCGUCCGCGGGCCGCGUUUCUCCGGCCCACUGCCGCUGAUCCAGAUGUUACGUUGGGCCGAGGCGCGAA
This is a messenger RNA of Prorocentrum cordatum, 30802 nucleotides long. The record is from the annotation of a GenBank genome assembly. NCBI's taxonomy places the organism in Eukaryota, Dinophyceae, Prorocentrales, Prorocentraceae.